This is a messenger RNA of Linum trigynum, 2380 nucleotides long. The record is from the annotation of a GenBank genome assembly. NCBI's taxonomy places the organism in Eukaryota, Viridiplantae, Streptophyta, Magnoliopsida, Malpighiales, Linaceae.
CCUGCAGUAGUCGGUAAAAAAUGGGCGGUGCCCGUACUUGUCGGAAUAGUAAAAUUUCCCCAUCAUUAAUCACAUCAAUAUUAGUAUGAUACCCGUGUUGCUCGAUUGGUUGAUAACCAUUUGACAAAUUCUGGUAUGACAAAAAAUUAGAGACACAAACAAUCCCCGAUUUAGCCGGUACGUAUUGGUUUUGUUUACCCAUAAAAAAAUAAUUAACAGGUUUCAAGAAACAAAAGCUCACAUAAUUUUCCGGGAGGGAUUUGGCGCCCAAAAAUAGCCAAACCAAUUCCUACAAUUCAUUUCAAUUCCACCGGCUGAGAAAUCAAACAGACCCAUUCUCCCCUCUCUUAUAACUGGCUAUCAUCCUCUCCCCCAUCAAUGCCACCACAUUGCUAUAAUAAGCAAGCCUUGGGCAGUCCAAGGUUUUCAGAUAUGGCUCCGUUUAUCAUGAAUUUCUUGGGCUGCCUUCUCUUCCUCCUCCUCCUCAUUGCCUCAUUCUCCUCCACCUUCUCCAAUGCCCUGACGGACUCGGAGGUCGCCUACAUCGCCCACCGUCAGCUCCUCACGUUGGAAGGGAGCGGGAAGGAUCAGAGCAACAACAACAAUGUGGCUGUGGACCCCAACCUCAAGUUCGAGAACUCGAGGAUCAAGAACGCCUACACCGCCCUCCAGGCCUGGAAGAAGGGCAUCUACUCCGACCCUUUCAACGUCACCGCCACCUGGGUGGGGACCGAUGUCUGCAAGUACACAGGCAUAUAUUGUGCCCCGGCGUUGGACGACCCCAAACUGAACGUCGUAGCCGGCAUCGAUCUCAACCACCAGGAUAUCGCCGGUUACCUGCCCCAGGAGCUCGGCCUGCUCACCGACCUGGCGCUGUUCCACCUCAACUCCAACAGGUUCUGCGGCAUCAUCCCGAUGUCGUUCUGCAACAUGUCCAUCAUGUUCGAGUUCGACGUCAGCAACAACCGCCUUGUCGGGCCCUUCCCGCGAGCCCUGCUGUGCUGGAAGGAGAUCAAGUUCGUCGACAUCCGGUUCAACAACUUCGAGGGCUGUGUCCCGCCGGAGAUCUUCAGCAGGCCGCUCGACGCCCUCUUCUUGAACAACAACCGCUUCUCCUGCUCCAUCCCGCCGUCCCUCGGAAACUCCACCGUCAGCGUCGUCACCAUGGCCUACAACAACUUCACCGGCUGCAUCCCUCACACCAUCGGGAUGAUGCCCAACGUCCAGGAGAUCAUGCUGGCCGGGAACAGCCUCGGCGGCUGCUUCCCCUCGGAGAUCGGCAACUUGAGGAACGUGACGGUGCUUGACGUAAGCGGCAGCGGGUUCGUGGGGUCCAUCCCACCCAGCUUUGCCGGGCUGAAGAGCGUCGAGAUGCUGGACAUUUCGUGCAACAGGAUGACGGGUUCGAUCCCCGACGAGAUUUGCAAGCUCCCGGCGCUGAAGAAUUUCACAUUCGCUUCCAAUUUCUUCAACGGAGCCGCCCCGGCUUGUAAAUCGAGCAAGGACGUCGUGAUCGACGACGCCAACAAUUGCUUGGCGGGUCGCCCGCUACAGAAGCCGCCUAAGGAUUGCGAUCCCAAGGUGGUGAAGCCGGUGGAUUGUAGCAAGGACGUUUGCAGCGCCGGUGGAGGACGAGCACCGCCCAACACUCAGCCCCCGACGUCUGAAGAUCCGCAUAUGCCGGCAAGCGGCGGAAUGACCCACCCUCCACCGCCGGCACCUAUUCAUUCCCCUCCACCGCCGGUUCACUCUCCACCACCACCCGCGCCUGUCCAAUCUCCGCCACCGCCUGCGCCGGUUCACUCCCCGCCUCCGCCUGUACAUUCUCCACCACCACCUGCGCCGGUUCACUCCCCGCCACCGCCUGUCCAUUCUCCCCCACCACCUGCGCCAGUUUACUCCCCACCUCCGCCUGUCCAUUCCCCGCCGCCACCUCCAGUUCAAUCUCCACCACCGCCAGUACGCUCCCCACCUCCACCGGUAGUCCAAAAGCCACCACCCAAGCCAGAGCAACCAGACGUCGUCCUUCCGCCGAACCUGGGUUACCAGUACUCCUCUCCUCCACCGCCGUUGUUCCCAGGCUAUUAAUUUUUUUUUUUAAUAGAACUAAAACACUACAGAUUGUUCUGACAACAUCAUAUGUAAAAUUCCUUUCCUUCUAAAUUUGGAGAUGGAAUUUGUUUCCCAAAUUGGCAAUACAGUGGAGGAAAAGUUACCAAUCGUUGUGUAAAAUUGUUGCCAUAUUUAUCUUUAUCAUUUGCCAUCUUCUAAGCAAUGGAAGUGAUCUAAGAGCUUAUGAAACCCUCGUCAAAAUUCAGGGCUAUAUAACAAUGGCAAGUAUAGCACAAUGUUAGGCUUGCAAUAUAGAGGAUGUGUCGUA